CCGCAGAGCUUCAGUAUCGGUGUGUAGCAGCGCUAAAGAUCAGCAGAGAUUUAAACAUGUCUACGAUAAAAAGUCCAUAAAUCAGAACAGAGUGGCUUCAAUCUUUAUUAAAUCCUUUUUAAAACGGCUGUAAAUCCAGAGUGUGUCAGAAGCUCUUCAGAAUGACGGAGGACAAGAACCAUGAACCCGAAGGUCCAGAGGAACCCGAGCCCGCGGUACCGGCAGAUGAUCCUGAGGUAAACCCUGAGGAGAAGCAGUUAACUGGGGCAGAUGAUCCUGAGGUAAACCCUGAGGAGAAGCAGUUAACUGGGGCAGAUGAUCCUGAGGUAAACCCUGAGGAGAAGCAGCUAACUGGGGCAGAUGAUCCUGAGGUAAACCCUGAGGAGAAGCAGCUAACUGGGGCAGAUGAUCCUGAGGUAAACCCUGAGAAGAAGCAGUUAACUGGGGCAGAUGAUCCUGAGGUAAACCCCGAGAUGAAGCAGUUAGAAAAUGAGGAGAAGGGGCUUGCGGACACUGAGUACCCAGAGGGCGGCUGGGGCUGGGUGGUCAUGCUCGCCUCCAUGUGGUGUAACGGGUCGGUGUUCGGGAUCCAGAACGCGUUCGGGAUCUUAUUCAUGUCCCUACUGAAGGAGUUCGGCUCCGAGAGCGACCAAGACCUGCGUUUCAGGACAGCAUGGGUGGGCUCUCUGUCUAUGGGCAUGAUAUUUUUCUGCUCUCCGAUCGUCAGCGUGUUUACAGAUGUGUUCGGCUGCAGGAUCACGGCAGUGGGCGGAGCUGCGGUUGGUCUCGUCGGCCUCUUCGCCAGUUCAUUUGUCAAUUCUCUGGACGCUCUGUACUUUACAUAUGGUGUGGUGUUUGCGUGCGGAUGUUCGUUUGCGUAUCAGCCGAGCCUCGUCAUCCUCGGACAUUACUUUAAGAAGCGUUUGGGUUUAGUGAACGGUAUAGUGACGGCGGGGAGCAGCAUCUUCACCAUCUCUCUGCCUCCAUUGCUCUCGAUCCUGCUGAAAAACAUCAGCCUGCACAACACCCUACGUGUCCUCUGCAUCCUGAUGUUUAUACUCAUGCUGGCAGGAUUUACCUACAAGCCCCGCCUCCCUCAGCGGGCGGAGUCAAAAACGGCCUCGUUAAAGAGAAUCUGUAACGUGCAGAUCUGGAGGAGUCUGAGUUACAGGAUCUGGGCCUUUGGAAUUCCGGCCGCUCUCUACGGAUACUUUGUCCCCUAUGUCCACCUGAUGAAGCAUGUAGAGGAGCGUUUUGGCAAAGAUGCAAAUAAGGAGGUGUUACUGAUGUGUCUUGGCAUCACAUCUGGUGUGGGACGUCUCAUCUUCGGCCGUGUGGCUGAUUACAUCCCUGGAGUGAACAAAGUCUACUUGCAGGUGGCGUCGUUCCUGGUGAUUGGCCUGAUGUCGAUGUUGAUCCCGGUGUGUGAUGUGUUUGGUGGUCUGAUCGCUGUGUGUUUAAUGAUGGGGCUGUUUGACGGGUGUUUUAUCUGCAUCAUGGCUCCCAUCGCCUUCGAGCUUGUCGGCUCUGAGAACGUCUCUCAGGCCAUCGGCUUCCUGCUGGGCAUGAUGUCUGUGCCCAUGACUGUGGGUCCUCCUAUUGCAGGGUUCCUCCGUGAUCGCCUGGGGACUUAUGACGUGGCAUUCUACCUGGCGGGGAUCCCUCCUCUGAUUGGUGGAGCUGUGCUGUGCCUGAUCCCAUGGGUGGAGAAGAGGAAAGGGAGGAGGAAUAAAAGUGAUGACAAGAAGAACGACAAGCACGAGUCUGUCAUAUGAAUCACACACACACACUCAGACACACACACCAUUUCUGAAGGACACAGUGAAUGUAGACAUCAGGUGUGUUCACAGCAGUGUCCUGUUUCUCUCGAGCACCACAUGUCCCCAUGAGGUUUGUGUAUCUGACAGUUUGACUUAUUUGUGUUUGUAUUUUUUUGCAGUGCAGCUUUCAUUUAACCAAAGAGCUCAAAGGUUAUGUUUGGAGUUAAGGCUUUAAUUAAGCUGCAUCAUUAGUAAUUAGUUCCUAACAAAGAUAGAGAGACAAGUGUGUUUUUUAUUCUUAACUUUACUCUAUCUAUCUAUGAUAUAUAUAUAUACGUAUAUGUAUAAAUAUAUAAAUGUGUUUGUAUACACACACACACAGAGAGAGAGAGAGAGAUGAGUAUCAUAUAAUUCAUUUUAUAAUUCAUUUCUAAACAAACAAAUUGGUUUAAAUAACUACCUUCUUUUUUAAGGUCUAUGCAAGAGUUUUUCUCUGAGCUUUAUGUGCAUGAUGAAUUAAGAACAUUACGUCAGAUUAGAUUUUUAUUACAUUUUUAUUACAUUUUUAUCACUUUACUAUGAAAACCAAAGAAAACUCUAAAGUUUGAUUCACACUAUGAUCUUAGACUCUAAUUAAAGGCAGUAAUGAAGCAUUAAAGGGAUUUAGCUUUAGUUAUUUAGUAAUUUUUAUUUCUCCUGAGGACUGAGUCCAUGUAUUAAAGUGCUCUAUGUAGACUAUAAAUGUGAAAAAACUUCAGGGAAGUAAUUCAAUGUUAAUUAUUAACUGUUAAUGCUGAUAAUUAGCACAGUUAGCAUUAUCGUGAGUGUGUAUGUGUGUGAGUGUAUGAGUGUGUGUGUGAGUGUAUGUGUGUGUGUAUGAGUGUGUGUGAGUGUAUGUGUGUGACUGUAUGAGUGUGUGUGUGAGUGUAUGAGUGUGUGUGUGAGUGUAUGUGUGUGUGUAUGAGUGUGUGUGAGUGUAUGUGUGUGACUGUAUGAGUGUGUGUGAGUGUGUGUUUGUGUGUGAGUGUGUAUGGAAUUGAGUGUGUGUGAGUGUGUAUGUAAGUGUGUGUAUGUGAGUGUGUGUGAGUGUGUAUGUAAGUGUGUGUAUGUGAGUGUGUGUGAGUGUGUAUGUAAGUGUGUGUAUGAGCAACAACUCAUAUUUCCCUGCAACCUUGAUGGAUGGAACGUCCAAUAGUUCUCAUUUUGCUGAGGUCUGAAAGUUCAAGCUGUUCUUUUCUUCUCACAAGUUCAAAAGUGUGAAACUGUUAAACAAAAUUGGAAAUUAGAACUGAACACACUGGUGGGACGUGUGUGUGUGUGUGUGUGUGUGUGUGUGUGUAUGUAUGUGUGUGUGUGAGUGUGUGUGUAUGUAUGUGUGUGAGUGAGUGAGUGUGUGUGUGUGUGUGUGUGUGAGUGUGAGUGUAUGAGUGUGUGUGUGAGUGUAUGAGUGUGUGUGUGUGUGUGUGUGUGUGUGUGUGUGUGUGUGUGUGUGUGUGUGUGUGUGUGUGUGUGUGAUUCUGGUCGCUAUUUUGGAGAGGGUGCAAACUCCUAACCCUUUAUAUUUAACACACACAGUUUAUAAAAUCCUUGUCAUUAUGUAAUUAUGUACAAAACUCAGGAUCCCACAAAUGACUGAAAUCUGUUUGACUGUAUAAAUCUUCAUCACAUGUGAUUAAUGAGUUGAUCUGUAGGUUUAUGUAUAUAAUCUACCUCAGUUUUACAUCAGAGGUUGACAGACACGAGAGAGACGAGAGACAUGAGAGACAUGAGAGACAUUUCAUUUACUGAAACAUUCUUUUAAGAUCAUUUUAUUAUUUUGAAAAGUUCUGUUGAAUCCCACAACAUUAGGAUCUUAUUAUUAUUAUGAUUAUUAUUAUUAGAUUGUGUUAUUAUAUCAUUCUUAGUGCCUUGAACUCACACGAGUCUUUAAUCGACUCCAAUUACAAAACCUUUUAUAUAUGAAUAAAAACAGGAUAAUCAUAUAUUCCCAAAUAUUCUGUACAUUUUGUUCUUUUUGCUCAUCUGUGUUUAUAAUCAUUUCAUUUUUUAUGUUUUUUUUGUCUUAAAUAGACUUUUCUUUCAGGUUGUUUACUUUGUGUUGGAAAUCAAUUGAAUGAAUCAACAUCUUUGAUUUAAUCUCAACAAAUGUUUCAAAGUUCAGACCUGUAAAGUUCAGUUAUCAUCAGCUCAGAGUCUUGUGUUGGGGAAAUGUUACUGUAGUCCAGAGUGACAGUCCAGACUGCUGGCUUUAUUACCUUACAUCAGGCUCCUCGUGUCCUUACACCUCCCUCCAGUCACAAUGCUGCCUACUCAAAUGAUUAAUAGCACAAGUUCAGUAUUUAUAGAUUUACAAAUGUAUCGUUGUUUGUUUUCUAGUUUAUAUGCAAUGUGUGUGUGUGUGUUUACACACCAGAACUAAGACUAGUAUUUAGUAUUUUGUUUGACAAUCAGACAAUCAGCAUAAAGGAAAUCAGUACUAUUGCUGUGAAAGAUAAUAAACGGCAUGAACAAAUUAUAUGCAGCUGAACCAAACGCUUUUAUUUACUGCACCGGAAAAAAGGAAUUCAAUCUGAAAUCCAAAAACAGUGACGUCGACUCCGUCCGAACGGACCGCUGGUGUUCAUAUUACAAACUCAGACCUUCUAAAUGUCUUUAUUGAUUGUUGGAAUUUUAACAUUGUUUUUGUUCUAAAUCUCGUAACUUUCACUAAGAAAAGUAAAAGAAAUCUCCCAGGGAAUCUGAUCUGAUGACAUUAACACGAUCACAAAGAUAGAUGGAGUUAGAUCAGAUCUGCAGAUAGGCCGUAGGUUCGGUCUGUAACAGUUUUGUGAAGAUAAAUACAUCAUGAACUUUAACCUUACAUCAGACUCACUGUCUGAUCUUACAUUCUGCCUUUUUGUGAGUGAUAAUUCAGGAGCUGUUAUUAACCUCCCUGUCCACUGCUCCAUAGGGCAGCAUGGGGCAGUGUAGGUCCUGCCCUAAUGGACCUCGAGUACUUGUUGCAGUUCCCAUUAUUGACCACUAGGUGUAGUAAUAACUGAUAUCAAAGCGAGUUAAUCUUCAGUUUCUGUGUCUGUCAAUCAGUGUUAUAUUAAACAACAGGUGAAUAGAGUUUAGGGCAGAGCUCAACAUCAGUCUGAGUGUGUGUGUGUUACCCAUAAUGCACUCUGACUGUUGUUUACAGAUGUUAUCAGUGUCAGUUCCUUUCAGCUGCUUAUCAUCAUCAUCAGCUUAGGAGAUGAACCAUGUUCUUCACUGACUGACUGAUUUCCACACUUUAUUGACCCUGUUCUCUUCUCUGCGGGUCACCUGAUACACAGUGCAUGUGUUUUUGUAAUAUUGUAGAAAACAAUAAAGAAACAUCUGAUUAUAAUCAA
Messenger RNA from Tachysurus fulvidraco (yellow catfish), 5137 nucleotides. RefSeq names its product solute carrier family 16 member 10 (gene slc16a10). Gene Ontology annotation, molecular function: monocarboxylic acid transmembrane transporter activity. NCBI's taxonomy places the organism in Eukaryota, Metazoa, Chordata, Actinopteri, Siluriformes, Bagridae. The record is from RefSeq and is a predicted model, not a curated record. The transcript is spliced from 7 exons. Gene Ontology annotation, biological process: transmembrane transport. The coding region runs from base 162 to 1775 and encodes 537 amino acids.